Molecule: messenger RNA, 764 nt
Organism: Pyrenophora tritici-repentis Pt-1C-BFP
Lineage: Eukaryota; Fungi; Ascomycota; Dothideomycetes; Pleosporales; Pleosporaceae
Product: glycolipid transfer protein HET-C2
Biological process (GO): intermembrane lipid transfer
Cellular component (GO): cytoplasm
Molecular function (GO): lipid transfer activity
Source: RefSeq, a predicted model, not a curated record
UCCAUCUCUCAAUUCAAUCCAAUUCAAUCCAUCUCCAAUCCCUACCUACGAAAACAACGACCACCUUUCACAAUGACAGCUGAAAUCCCCCCCGGCGGCACCUUCUUCGACACGCUCAAGAAGAGCUUCGUAGACGUUCCCAUUGACGAGUCAAAGGAUAGUGCUAUUCCCACGACUGAGUUCCUUGAGGCGGCGGAGAGUCUGCUUACGCUGUUCGAUGUCUUGGGCUCGGCGGCGUUCAAGCCGGUCAAGAGUGACAUGAGUGGCAACAUCAAGAAAAUCCGCGACAGGCAGCUUGAAGCACCCGCCCAAUCCGAGACUCUCCAGGACCUUGUUCUCAACGAGCUCGCGGAGAAGAAGCACACUGCCACCGAAGGACUCGUCUGGUUGAACCGUGGCCUCGACUUCACCGCCCAAGCCCUCCGCCACAACAUCUCCAACAACGAAAAAGAGCUCGCAGACUCGUUCCGCGACGCCUACGGCAACACGCUCAAGCCCCACCACUCGUUCAUCGUCAAGCCCAUCUUCAGCGCCGCCAUGAGCGCUACACCCUACCGCCGCGACUUUUACAACAAGCUCGGUCAAGACGAUGCAAAGGUGCAGGCGGAGCUGGUCAAGUGGUUGAGUGCGCUGGAGAAGGAUGUCGCUGUGCUCAACACGUUUUUGGCCAAGAAGGAGGCUAAGUGGGUAGACUGGAUGGGACGGCAUUGCUUUUGAAUGGAUGGAUGACGAUGAGUGUAUAUGAAAAUACCAUGAUGAAUUUG